CCCUCCUCUGCGCGCCAUUGCGAACCUGCUCGUCUGCCCUAGUGCAGCCUAUCACAUCCCGCCCAGCAGUCGUGCAGCUGCCUCCAUUGGCGCCAUACAUUUAGUCCUGCUGUAAGUACCCGCCAGCCUUUCCAUCCCAACUCUCUCUCUCCACCCUCAUCCGUGCUCCCCGCCUGUCCAAUCCACCGUGCCCUUGCCCGCGAAGCGCCGCGAGACAAAAGGCCAGCGCCUCGCCCUCCUGCUCGCCUCUCCUCUCUCUUUCUUCCCAGCAGGUCUCUUAUUGUAAUACUUGUGUGCCUUCGUCGCUUUUGUCUCCCCCUCAUCCUUGUUGGCACUUGGUCGAAAGCUGGGCUGGUUCCAAGUCUUUCCCGUAGACACACACAUUUCUAUCCCCCACUCCUCGCCAUCGUCCUUACUGUUACGCCGCCUCCUCCUCUUUCAUGACACUCUCACGUCGUCGAUUCGUCUCGUGAACCUGGAAGACGUCUUAGGAUGGCCGCCAACGAUAAGAAGAGUGCCACAGUUACUGUCCUCGAGAAACGCCGGAAUUCGAAAGACUCGCUCGCCCCGUCUGUCAAGACGCCCCGCACAGCACGCUUCGCAGAGGCAACAUCAGUGUAUUCGCCCAUCGAUCCGCCCAGGUCGCCCUUCGACGGCAAUAUCCCUACGAACCACUACAAGCCGCAACCCCAAGUAUCCGACGUCGGCUUCGGCUACGUCCAGUCCGUCGAGAUGGAGGAAACCGACAGGAGGUACCUUCCUCCGCCCACGCCAAAGACGCCACUCAAGAGCCCGCUCAAGAGCGCUAUGAAGUCGCCCGGUGCUCCGCCGCGGACACAGGAGACCAUGAUCCUGAGUCCUUCGUUCAGAGAAGAGGCAGAGCUGGAGAAGAGGGAGGAGAUGACGGAGAAGGAGCAGCAGAAAGAUUUGAAAGUCAAGAUAAGAGUACGGGUAGCAAAGAUCUUCCUCAGAGGCAUCAACUUCGCCUGCAGUCUGAUCGUCCUUUCCAUGCUUGCGACCGCCUUCUCCAUCUUCAACGCUACCAAAACCCUCGCUCCAAGGAACGGUCUCCCGGCAUGGGCAGCCAACACUAGGAUCUGGCCGCAGGUCCUGCUUCUCAGCAUCGCCUGUAUCUCGCUUGCCAUGUCCGUCUUCGUCCUGAUUGCGUACGGAAGAGGAGGGCAUCACAGAGCAGAGAAAGUAGCCGCGUACUAUACCGUCUUCGCCGUGGGUUUCUUCGUCUUCAGCAUCAUCAUGUGGGCAAUCGGCGCCGCAGUCCUCAAUCAAAGUAAAGCCCAAGGGAAAGGGAAAGACAUGUGGGGCUGGUCAUGCGUGGACAACAAGCGACGACACUUGUUCGAAGACGAUGUGUCGUAUGCGCUCGUCUGCCGCCUCCAGAACUGGGCCCUCGUCUGCUGCAUCAUCGAAGUUGUCAUUGAAACCCUCUGCAUCAUCAUCUACGCCAUCGUCUUCUACCGCUUCUGGUCCAAGCGCAAGCUCCGGAAGUCCAUGGCCGUCCGCGACAAAGCCCGCUCAGAUCUCUAUCUCGCACAGCUGCGAGGUCAAUCCGCACCCAACACGCCCGGCUUUGGUCCCCUCUCCCCUCGUUCUGGCGGCUGGCGCCCUCCCCCAGGCCACCCCGCCUACGUUGACCCGCAGUCCGCCGCUGAGAACGGCGCAGCGGAGACAAUACAGUACGCGCGAGAAAUCGCGCAGCCGCAGCCCUUCCAACUUCAAGCACCCCCGAUCAAGAUCCAGGGCGCUACGCCGAAACUCGACCAAGAUGGGUUUGAGUCGCCGUCACGAUCACACACCGUCUCCCCGCCGCUACCGCCUGCCUCCCCGGGCUUCAAGGAGAGGAACAACGAGCAUGUGGGCGCCGCACCGGGCGAGCAGACUUAUGCUUCGGUUCCGAUUCCCGGAGCUUACACACCAAUGACGAGCCCACAGUAUCCGCCGCCGGGACACCCGCAGCCGACGCCGACAGCGGCCGGCUUCGACUUUGGUCCCAGUGUCACGAACGGGCGGCAGUAGACUCGUCGGUCUGCGUGCGUGCGUGUGUGUGUAUUUCCAAUGCUCAAGCUGCAUAGCGUAGCGUCUUUUUCCUUCUCUUACCUCGGAUCUUGGGUCAAUCUGGGCAUGGCUGGCGAAACGAUCUCCGGGUAACUCUGUAUAUGAUUUCGAUCUACUUUUGGCCUAGGCCACAUUUCCUUUACCGUCAAUCUCUCGCUCAUAAUUAUUUCCUUAGGGUGUUGUUGUGGACGGAAACGGGUUUUCCUUUUGAUACCUCCCAAUGAUGGCUCUCUCAUAUCCAUCGAUCGCUCAAGUCACGAAAGAUGAGAUGGCCGUCGCUUUGUACAGAAGUUAAU
Trematosphaeria pertusa is the source of this 2369-nucleotide messenger RNA. RefSeq lists its product as uncharacterized. The transcript is spliced from 3 exons. The record is from RefSeq and is a predicted model, not a curated record. NCBI's taxonomy places the organism in Eukaryota, Fungi, Ascomycota, Dothideomycetes, Pleosporales, Trematosphaeriaceae. The coding region runs from base 493 to 2034 and encodes 513 amino acids.